Monodelphis domestica (gray short-tailed opossum) is the source of this 14726-nucleotide messenger RNA. It is a transcript of the gene DOP1B, whose product is annotated as DOP1 leucine zipper like protein B. Lineage: Eukaryota; Metazoa; Chordata; Mammalia; Didelphimorphia; Didelphidae. Gene Ontology annotation, cellular component: trans-Golgi network; endosome. Gene Ontology annotation, biological process: Golgi to endosome transport. The record is from RefSeq and is a predicted model, not a curated record.
UAAACUUAAGUUUUAUUAAAUAUAGUAAAUUAAAAAAAAUAAAAAUAAAAGUUAGCAGCUACCACAUUAAAGGAGCAGAGGGCUAGAAUGUGAUAUUCUAGAAGAAGGUGCUAGGAUUACAAACAAGAGUAUCCUAUCCAGAAAAACCUGGGCAUGGAGAAGAAUGGAUAUUUAAUGAAAUAAAGGACUUAAAAUCAUUCCUGAUUAAAAAAAAAAAAGACCAGAAUUGAAUAGCAAACUUGAUGUUCAAACACAAAACUCAAGAAGAGCAUAAAAAGAGACAGAAGGGAGAAAUCAUAAGGGUUAGCUGUUCAUAUUCCUAUGUGGGGAGAUUAUUUCGGCAACUUCUAAAAACGUCAUCAUUAUUAGGGCAGCCAGAAAGAGAGCAGGAGUGGGAAUGAAAUAUGCUGAGAUGACUGUUUUAACCACCUCCAAGUACCACACUCCUCCUCCAAAGAGGGGAACCAGGGAUGGAGUGGUUAAACACAGAAAUACAGAAGUGUCCCUUCUCCAGGAAUAAAGCAGGAAAGGCAGGUCGGUAUUGGGGGCUAGAUUGUGCCUCUCAUCAAACCCAAUGGUCUUCCAGUUCUUCCUUUUCUUGUCACCCAUAUCUGCUCACCAGCUCUGGUCUGCCCUGUUUUUGCUCGUGCCUCUUUGGUAUUUCAGGUCUCGUCUAGCUUUAUCUUUGGUGUCCUCUGCUCCUCCCAUCCCACAUACUCUACCAAGCAGGAUUUUCUGGCAAACGUGGAGAGCAGCCAAACUGGAUCUUCUGAGCAAUGCUCAUUCUCCCGUCUCACUCUGGCCCCCUAUUCUUCUCUAUUCUUCCAAGUGACUGGCAUUGUCUGGGCAUCUCAAAGUCAAAUUCCACGGAAACAGACGUCUCGGUAAUGCCUUGUCUUCCACAAGCAGAUGCUUCCGGCAUCCUGAGUCACCUGGUAAUAAAACUACUAGGGCCAUAUAAUUAACAUAUAUACAUCUUUUCCUAAAGAGGAAAGAGCUGGAUCUAAGGAAGAAGCAGCCUGGCUUGUUCUCACAUGAGUGCUGCUGUGGAUGUACAAGUGCUGUCAGGUAAGAGAUCAUAAUACAUCGUAGGAAAAAUAGAGGAAUGAUGGUUGGCGAUUGUUUGCUGGGAGAUAUCAGACGACUAUUUGUCAAUCUGAUAAUAAUAAAAGGGUUUGUUGGCUUCUAGCUCAUGACAGAAACUUGUAAAACCAGAUUGCAACAACCACUUCUGAUGAAUCACAGAUGCAAAUGACAAUGGCUAAAGGAAUCCAGAAAGCCAUGCUGACUGUUAGGAAGUUGGGGGCAUGAAAUUGAAGAUUUUAAGAACAUUCAUUUCAUCAUUGCUGUUUAUCAAAGACUUUAGAAGAGAAAGACACAUUUAGGAAGUAAACCACUUAAGAAUUAGAUCUGGAUUUCUGCUAAAACUAUAGAAAUGAUGGGCUCCUUUGCUCAUAGAGUACACCUAAUAAGCCAAUAAUGAUUUAUGUGCCUUUUUUUUUUGCAAAGCUAAUCAAAAAGGUUUUAAACUAAAUUAGAAAGAGUAGGGAAGGGGCAGCUGGGUAGCUCAGUGGAUUAAGAGCCAGUCCUAGAAACGGGAGGUCCUAGGUUCAAAUCUGGCCUCAGACACUUCCUAGCUGUGUGACCCUGGGCAAGUCACUUGACCCCCAUUGCCUAGCCCUUACCACUCUUCUGCCUUGGAGCCAAUACACAGUAUUGACUCCAAGACGGAAGGUGAGGGUUUAAAAAAAAAAAGAAAGAGUAGGGAAGAAAUUAUAUCAUAGAUAGGAUAACAGUAGAGAGGCUGAGAAAUCACAGGAGACAAAACAUAGAGAAGUGAAAAAUAAAAAAUUUGGCCCUACAAAUACACAAAUUUUUUGGACAAGCAUAAGAACUUAACAAAAGGAAACAAAUUUGACCUCAUACAUAUCAUUAAAUCUCAGUGAGAUAUGCUAUGACUUAAAUAUGGCUCUUAUAGAAUAUACCUUACUGUUUUUCUAAAUAAAUUCUUAAUGGUUUCUUUUUAUACAACUUCCACUUUACAAUGACUCUUCCUCUCUGCCAAUAGCACUGAAGUAUAAUCAGGCAAACCAAAUUGUUAUGUUAGAUAUAUCUUUUUGAGUUUAUCUGACAGAUAACUGUGGAAAUAUAUAUUCUACAAAGGAGAAACUAUAGAUAUAAAAACCUAGGCUUUACUCUGAAUCAGGCCUCAAAAAAGAAAAAUAAAUUUCAACAAAAUUGAGAUUCUAUAGACAAAAUUACAUCAGAGUGAUAGAAGAAACAAUUCUUUUACAUACUGUGAUCUUGUACAUUCUUUUAGGAUUGUUUUUUUAAAGCCAGAUUUAUAAUCCCAUGCUUCCUUUAAUGUCAUAAAAGUUGAACAAACUUAGUUAACCAGAAUCACAAAAUUUCGUGCAUCCCCUAAGGGAAACAAACCUAGUUGAACAGAUUCUAUCAGUAAAUUAAGCCAGAUUAUAAUUAAACUACAUUUAGAAGAUUCAUAAUGGGCUAAUUGAGAGAAGGGAUUGAUGCGUCACUAAGAUGACCAAGGAGUCAAGGAUAAUUGGGAUCCUUUCUCUGACUUCUUAUCUGAGGACUGUUUGAAGACUUAUGUAAAUUUUCACACCCCAUGGAACAAGUUGCAGCCAGCUCAAUAACCUCCUAAUUUGAAACUACCCCCAAAUAAUAAAAUGAAUCGAAAGCAAUAAUCAGAGAUUGUCAUAACAAAACCAACACACUGGCCAUGUAUAGCAAUGUAUGCCAUUCUCUGAAGUCAAUGUUGAUCACUCUAUUGACGGAAUUUCUGAUGACUUUCAAUGCUUUUCCCUUCCUUUUCCAUUAUUGUCGUCAUUGGGUAUAUUGUUUCCUUGGUUCUACACUUCUCUCUCCAUCGGUUCAUACAAGUCUUCCAAAGUUUCUCUGACUUCCUUAUAUUUAUUGUGUUUGUGAUGUAGUGGAUUGUGUUAUAAUGGAUUAUUGAAACCAUUCCAUUAGAUCCAUAUAUGUUCAAAUUAUUCAGCGAUUCCCUAAUUGAUGGAUAUCCAUUUUGCUUCUAUUUUUUUACUACUUCAAAGAGUGCUGCUAUAUUUUGACACUCCAGCCUUUGCCACCUUUCUUAGGUAAGAGUAAUUAUAGUUUACUGACACUUCUGGCAUAGUUCUGAAUUGCUAUCCAGAAUGUUUGGCCCCAUUUACAACUCCACCAAAAGAUUCAAGAAAGAGAAUAGAGAGGAGCAGAUCCUGUGAACCUCUUUAACCAGGAGAGAUGCUGCACCCAAAAGAUGUGAUUUCUCUACAAAAGAGGUUUUCCACACCCUGCAGUAGUACCAGGAGUUGCUCUUAUAUUUGCCCCUUAUCUAUCCUCCAAGUGUGCCUCUACCAGUGCUCUGAGUUUGAGUCUGCUCUUCCCUAUAAACCAAGACUCACAGAUUGUGGCUACUGGUUUGUUUGUUUUUUUUUCUUUAGCUAUAACAAUAGGUAAUUUUUUAAUAUAACAAUGCAAUAUGCAAUGCAUUAAUAAUACAUGAUUCAUCAGAAACAGAUUUAUAGUUAUACUUAUCCAAGAGAAACAAAUUGUCAUAUCAGCUGUCUAAAAAUCUCUCAUUCUUUUUCCCCUUCUCCUACGCUUCCCCUCUCCCCAAUGGGCAGGUAAUGAUCCAAGUGGUGCUCCAUUACCAUAGGAUACAUAUUCCCAUGCUUGGCAUGUCGUGCAAUGACACUGUUUACAGGAGAGAAAAAGUCACGUAGGAAAUGCAAGUGGAAAAGGGUGAGCUUCCAUUUGCAUUUGGAGUCCCUCUAUGCCUUCUCCUCGGGUGAGGGAUUCUUUUCCUCCUGAGCCCCUGGGAGUUGUCCUGGAUCUUUGCCUUGUGGAUCAUUGUUGACUGUGUCUGAGUACCACAGUCUCCUGGUUCCUUCUUCAUUGACGUCCUUCCAGGGUUUUUGUGAUCAUCCGGCUCUUUCUCCUAGCACAAUAGUGUUCCAUUACAAUCACUACCACACGGACCACAGUAGCGCUUUCUUUUUUCCUGUCAGCCUAGUAAAUCCCUUUGCUUUAAUUGAAGCUUACUGGAAGGUCCAAUGGGAAGCGCCUGGAUGCUUCGUGUCCGGGCAGCCGAGCACAGUUGCUCCUAGACCCGGCUCAGAGUAAGAAUGAGUCCUCUGGGAAUCCAGCCCUAAGCGGGCGGGGCUGGUUUGGACAUUCAUCUUUUGGCGAUGUUGGGCUAAAUGAUGGCACGACGUGUGCGAGGCAGGGACGUCCAGGACCAAGAUUCGCCCGUUGUGGCUAAUCAUUUUGCGAAUUACUCUGACGUUUGCCUAAACAAAGAGAGGCUUUAUUACCGGAAACAAUUUCACACUUCGGUGCCUUUUCGCUUCUACCUUCCCUCCGUGGCGGUGGCGGAGGUCCAGGCGAGAGCAGCGUUAAGCUUCUCCUGAAGGAGGAGGAGGAGCCGAUCACAAGUAAGCGCGCUGGCGGGGUGGGGGUGGGGAAGAGAUGGAAUGGGCUCUUCCGGUGACUUCCUUUGUGUGAAGCUCCGGCUUUUUGCUCUCUCCCCCUGGAAGCCAAGGAUAGCGGCUCACCCGAGGAUUAAAAAGGAGCGUCUUCUCUGCCCUGCCCACACCUAUUCCACCUCGUCAGCUCCUACAGGAAGCCACCGCGUGGGCUGACUCCGCCUCUCGCUGGGGCACCCGAAGUAAGCACCGCCUUCAGCUGCAGUCUCACCUGGAAGGAAGCGAGGACUGGGAGACGCUAAUUGGUCAGUUCUCCUUCUUUGACAUUAGCAGCAUUGGCGAGCGGCCCUCGCUGCGGGCCCGCCCCUGCGUCCGGAGGACGGUCCCCAUUGGAUCGCCGGGGAUCUGCGGGAGCCGGGCGGCGGAGCCUCGGAGAGCGAGGAAAUUGGAUGAGAGGCUGGGCGGUUUCCCUUCCCCUAGACUGCUGUUGACAUACGUUUUGGUAGCCGCCACCGGAGAAGCUGCGGCUUGUGAAGGUUGUUCCACCCUCUCCAGGCCCUCGCCCUCCUGCUGGGACCGUGGCUGAGGUGCCUUCUCUGCUGUAAGAAUGUAAAAUGGAUCCAGAAGAGCAAGAGCUGUUUGGUGAUUACAGAUACAGAAAUUAUUCUUCCGUGAUUGAAAAAGCUUUAAGAAGUUUUGAAUCAUCAAGUGAAUGGGCAGAUCUAAUCUCUUCCCUUGGUAGACUCAAUAAGGCUCUUCAAAGCAACCUGACAUACUCGCUCUUGCCAAGACGUCUCAUUAUCAGUAAGAGGUUAGCUCAGUGUUUGCAUCCGGCUUUGCCUAGUGGAGUCCAUUUGAAAGCCUUAGAGACCUACGAAAUCAUAUUUAAAAUCAUAGGCACAAAGUGGCUUGCCAAAGAUUUGUUCCUGUACAGCUGUGGCUUGUUUCCCCUUCUGACAAACGGAGCCGUCUCAGUGAGGCCCGUCCUUCUCGGGCUCUAUGAGAAAUACUUCCUUCCUCUGAAGAAGCUGCUUCUGCCGAGCCUCCAGGCGUUUGUUAUCGGACUGCUCCCUGGCCUCGAGGAGGGCUCCGAGAUUUACGACAGGACAGAUGCCCUGCUUCUCCGGCUGUCCCUGGCUGUCGGCAAAGACGUCUUCUAUGCCGCCCUGUGGGGAGCCGUUGGGGUGAGCCCUUCCAUCAGGCUCCCCGCAUCCCUCUUCAUCGUCAGCCACAUCCAGAGAGAGGUGCCCGGCCAAGAGCAGACAUACAUGCUGGGGACUGAUCACCAGCUCACGAUCAGAUCUUUGUGCGCUUCGCUACUGGACUCUAAUGUUCUGGUGCAGAGAAACAACCUGGAAAUCGUCCUUUUCUUUUUCCCGUUUUACACGUGCCUGGACCCCGAUCAAAGCGCCAUCCCGCUGCUCCGAUCGGACGUCAUUCGAGUGCUUUCAGCCGCCGUCCAGACGCUGCUGCGGAGAGACAUGUCUCUCAACCGGAGAUUUUACGCCUGGCUGCUAGGGUCCGACAUCAAAGGAAAUUCUCUUGUGCCUCCAUCCAGUGUCUCAGCAUCCUACGAAGACCAGUCCGUCUAUUUCUUUGAGAAAUACUCCAAGGAGCUCUUAGUUGAGGCAUUGAUUGAAAUUUUGCAUCAGAAGUUCACAGGCUCUGAAUUUGAAGAAAGUCAGCACGCUUACCUGAAACCUUUCCGUAUUCUUGUUAGCCUCCUUGACAAACCUGAAAUAGGGCCUCCGGUUGUCGGGGAUCUGUUUCUCGAAGUGGUCCGAGCCUUGUACUCUUACUGCAGAGACGCCCUGGCCAUUGAUCUUCAACUGAGCUACACGCAGAGUGGAAAUUUACUUACAAGUGCAAUCAAAGAAAACAAAUAUGCCUCGGAGAUUGUUAAAACUGUGAAUUUUCUAAUUACUUCCCUAAGUGCAGAUUUCAUCUGGGAUUAUAUGACCCGAUGUUUUGAAGACUGCUUUAGAAGCAGAUCCAUGGAAGUAAACUAUCCCAUUGCCAAAAACAGCACUUCUCCCACCGUUUCAGAACUUUGUGUAUUGCUUGUGUUCCUCCUUGAUGUCAUUCCAUUGGAACUCUAUUCUGAGGUGCAAACUCAGUAUCUCCCACAGAUGCUCAGUUACAUGGUGCAGUGCCUCUACGAGGAGCUGGAGUUCUUAACCUUGCCCGAGCUCACCCACGCCUUAAAGACGUGCUUCAAAGUGCUGAGCAAAGUUCAAAUGCCUCCAUCGUACUUGGACAUUGAGGCAGCGCACGAAAACGUGAAUCCCAAAAUAGAUAAAAGUGAUGGAAAAACUGUAGAAAACGUAGAAACAAAGCCUACGAUGCCUGAUGAUGAUGAUGAUGCUUCAUUUCCUCCACUUAAAUCUGAAGACAGCGGUAUUGGCCUAAGUGCUUCAUCCCCAGAGCUUUCUCGGCACUUAGGAAUCCCCAAGAUUUCUUUAGAGAAGGAUGAUGUCUGGAAAAGAAAUGGGAGCAUGCAAAAAACAUUGCACUACCUUCAAGAACUAGUUACUACCUUUAGCAAAAAGCACAUUUUUGGGGUGCAGCUACCAGAGCGUGCAGAGGAAAACCAGCCAAUGGUAACCAUAAGCCCAAAGGACAAAGACGAAGCCAACAUCACAAUUAUUGAAAACUCUGGAAAGCGGAGAAGCUUGCUGGAAACAAAGGCGAUCACGGUGCCCCAGUUUAAACAGAUGCUUUCAGACUUAUUCACAGUCCGAGGGUCUCCAACGAAGCCAAAAAGGCCGUCCUUUUCCUCCACCCACAACCUGGGCCAGAAAAAGGAAAAAGAGGACGAGGAACGGUACAUUUACAAGGUGGUUAUCGACUUGGGGGACUUGAGCAAGGACUGCCAGGAAGCCUUUGCUAGUGCUUGUCGUUUUCUGCUGGAGUGCUCCACCUUCCCUGUGUACCUUUCUCAGGAGGAAACGGAGCAGCUCUACACAUCUCUGUUCCAGGCGCCCGAAUGCGAAUCCAGCUUCCCCAUGUGGCUUAAAUCUCUCAUGACCAUCUGCUGCUGCGUGAAUGACUGCCAGAUUCAGAACGUCUCCAUCUUUACGCUGCUCGAGAUGAUUAGCCAUUCUCAGUCACUGGCCCUUGUGUGUGAAGACAGGAUGAAACGGAGUAAAAUCUCUGGCCAUAGCCCAGUGUUUGGAAAGUUACAGAUGGUCACGGUUCCUCCCAUUGUUCCAGGAGUAUUAAAAGUCAUUGCAAAGAAAACGGACUUCUAUCAGAGAGUCGCCCAGGUGCUCUGGAAUCAGCUGAGCCAAGACACCCAGGAACACCACAUCGCUUGUGUGGAACUCUUCUACAAGCUCCACUGCUUGGCUCCAUCAGCCAACAUCUGCGAAGACAUCAUCUGCCAUUCCUUAGUGGAGCCCGACAAGGGAACAAGAUUGGAAGCGAUAUUUAGAUUCUCCAUAAUCUGGCACCUAACAAGAGAGAUUCAGAGCAACCGGGUGACAUCCCACAGUCGUUCCUUUGAUAGGUCCUUGUUUGUUGUACUGGACAGCCUGACUUGUUCUGAUGAAGCCAUUGGUGCCGCAGCACAAGGCUGGUUGGUGCGAGCUCUUUCCCUCAAUGAUGUGUCCCGCAUCCUGGAACCUGUUCUCUUGUUUCUGCUUCACCCAAAGACACAGAGAAUAUCCAUUCACUGCAUCAAGCGGAAAAGCUCAGCAGAGGAUUUGCAUCGCUGGUUCAGCAAGAAGAAAGCUUGUUUCAAAGCCAUGUGCGGAGUGUCUGGAGGGGGGGGCUCCCCUGAAAACCUGCCCUCCAAUCAGUUCACCACCGUGGACCGGGAGGCUAUGUGGGCUGAGGUCGAGAACGACCCCGAGACACUUCUGCGGAGAAAUGCCUCAGAGGAGGGCUACGAUGUCCCUGGUGGGGCCACCGAGGCCGAAGGCGGGCUUCAGGAUAACAGCGAGCACACGGAGUCGGCAGACACUAGCCUGGGACGCACAGAGAGUGAGAACACGUCCUCCUUCUCCACGCCUUCCCUCGACCCUCACGAGCUGAGCAGUGAAGACAACUGCAGCCCCCUAGACGAUCUGGGCCAUCCCGAGCCUCCCCCCUCGGCCUCCCUCUCCCAGGCUCCGGGCUCUAGAAUGGGUGCCAAGCCGAGCCUGGUGCGCUUUGACUCAGACAAGACCCAAGCAUCGGAGUCCCUGUCCAGUGAGGAGGAAGCAGACGUGCCACCAAUGCUCACGGUGUCCAAGUUAUUACAACAGAAGAAGGAGAAGCAGGAGAGGACCGAGGCGCUGUUUAAGCACGUGCUGUUGUACCUCCAACCCUACGACUGCACUCGUGUCCUCUACGCCUUUUCCGUGCUGGAGACAGUCCUCAAGUCCAACCCCAAAGAGUUCAUCGAGGCGCUGUCCAGGACCAACAUGGACACCGGCUGCACUGCCCACUGGAACCUCAUUCAGAACCUCCUGGCCCGUCACCAGGAAGCUCUGGUCGGCCAAAGUUUCUACGGGAAGCUUCAGACUCAGUCGCCCACCACCUGCCCUCACUCACUUCUAAUCGAGCUCCUUAUUUAUCUCUGCCUGAGUUUCCUGCGCUCCUACUUUCCCCGCUACGUGCAGGUCUCCCGUGGGGACGUGCUCGGCAACCAGGCUGUGCAGAUCAAGAGCGUUGAGGUCCUGAUCCGGAUCAUGAGCCAGCUGACCGCUGUGGCCAAGGCGUUUAAGGGCAAGAGCGUGGACUUCAUCCAGAGCUUGCUGGAGCGCUGCCGGGUGCAGGAGUUCGUCCUCCUCUCCCUGUCCGUGUCCAUGCUGAGCAGCCAGAAGCACGCUGAGCUUGUGGCCGGGGCCCCCUCGAAGCCCUCCACAGAAGAGGUGCCCUUUGAGGAGGGGAUAAUCACCUUUGGUCAGGACACCCUCUGGAACCCCCUGCAGAUCGAGCUCCUCAAACUGCUGCAGGUGCUGAUUCUCCUGGAGCACCAUCUGGGGAAGGUCCAGGAAGAGCUGGAGAGCCCCUCCGAUCUGUCCAAGGAGUGGCAGAAGAGCCUCAACUUUCAGCAGUCCGUGGGCGCCGCGCAGUACGUGCAACCGCACCCCAUCACCUCGCAGGGGCUCUUCAUCUCCGCGGUGGUGAGGGGCUUGCAGCCCCAGGGCGGCUAUGGCAUGCACCCAGCCUGGGUGGCCCUGGUCACGGCCUCCCUACCGUACUUCGGCAGAUCCCUGGGCUGGACUGUCGCCCCGUUUGUGGUGCAGAUAUGCAAGAAUCUGGACGAGCUGGUCCGACAGUAUGAAGAUGAGCUCGUGCAGCCGUCUGUCAGCAUGCCCUGUAAGAGGGAGAACGUUUCACCAGAUUACCCACUCAUGCUCUUGGAAGGACUAACAACUAUAAGUCAUUUCUGCCUCCUGGAACAGCCACCCAACCAAACCAAAAUGUCAACUUCUGUAAGCGACCCCAUCAACCUGAGAAAUGCCAAGAACGCUAUUUUGGAAGAGUUGCCUCGAAUGGUUAACACCAUGUCACUUCUAUGGAGCGUCAUUAGAAAAGAAGAAACCCAGAAAAGACAAGCGGAUUUCUUUGGAUCUCCUAAAGGAUCGUCUCUCGUUUACUUUAAAGCCACCAAAACCAUAAGACAAAAAGUUUUAGAUUUCUUGAACCCUCUGGGAACUCAGCUUGGGGUCCAACUGACAGCAGCCGUGGCAGCCGUGUGGAGCAGAAGGAAAGUCAAGCAUCAUAGUAAGAUCGUCCCGGUGGCCAGUCCCUCUCAGCUGACUCUGGUGGAUUUGAUUUCAUCGCUCAGUACGUUGAAAACGGACACAAUAUUGUACCUGGUGAAAGAAGUGGUCAAGAAACCACCACAGAUCAAAGGAGAAGAGAAGUCGUCUCUAGUGGAUAUCCCCGUGUUGCAUUUCAGCUACACUUACCUUCAAAGGCUCCCUAUCUCAGUUCUACAGGAAAACUUCCCUUCAUUGUUAGGAGUAUUAAAGGAAUCUGUACAGUUGAAUUUAGCCCCACCUGGAUACUUCCUGCUACUCAGUAUGCUCAACGAUUUUGUGACCAGAACACCGAAUCUGGAAAGCAAGAAGGAUCAGAAAGACCUGCAGGACAUCACCCAAAAAAUUCUGGAAGCCGUGGGAAAUGUAGCUGGUUCUUCUCUGGAACAAACGAGCUGGCUGAGCAGAAACUUGGAAGUGAAGGCUCAGCCUCAGGUCUCUUUAGAGGAAUGUGAUGCUGAAGAAGACUUACAUGGUGCCUCCGCUGCGCCCUCGUCCAUGGUGUCGGCCUCCGCCCCCUCCGUGUACAGCGUGCACGCGCUCUCUCUCCUGGCGGAGGUUGUAGCCUGUCUCUUGGACAUGAUUUAUCGGAGCGACGAGAAGGAGAAAGCUGUGCCUUUGAUUUCCCGUUUGCUCUAUUACGUCUUUCCCUAUUUGCGGAAUCACAGUGCCUACAACACUCCCAGCUUCCGAGCUGCUGCCCAGCUACUCAGCUCCCUGAGUAGUUAUGCCUACACUAAGCGAGCCUGGAAGAAAGAAGUGCUCGAGUUAUACUUGGACCCGGCUUUCUUCCAGAUGGAUACUUCUUGUGUGCAUUGGAGGUCCAUUAUUGACCAUCUUCUGACACAUGAAAAAACAAUGUUUAAAGAUUUAAUGAACAUGCAAAGCAGCUCUUUAAAACUGUUUUCGAGUUUUGAGCAGAAAGCCAUGCUGCUGAAGCGGCAAGCAUUUGCUGUCUUCAGUGGAGAUGUUGAUCAGUAUCAUCUCUACCUUCCAUUGAUUCAAGAACGACUGACAGAGAAUCUGAGAGUUGGACAGACAUCCCUAGUGGCUGCUCAGAUGUUCCUUUUUUUCAGAGUUUUGCUGCUAAGAAUAUCUCCUCAACAUUUGACUUCAUUGUGGCCAAUAAUGGUCACUGAACUGAUUCAGACAUUUAUACAAUUUGAAGAUGAUCUAAAACAGAGGAAUGAAUCAUCAAAAAGCAACAACAAAGUAAGCAGAUUGAGAGCUUCAGGAAGUGAUGGCGGUGGACCCUCCCUGGCUGAGAUUUCCCAGAAUGAGCUCUUCCUGUAUUUAUCGGCUUGCAAGUUUCUGGACACCGCACUCUCUUUCCCGCCAGACAAGAUGCCCUUAUUUCAAAUGUAUAAAUGGGCUUUCGUCCCAGAAGUGGAUACAAAGACUUCUGCCUUUCCCUCGGAUGGAGAGGAGUAUCAGCAAGAGUGUAAACCGCAUGUGGUUAGGAUCCUGGAGCUUCUCCACCUAAAAUAUGGGGAGAUCACCAGUCCGAACGAGACGGCUUCUCCCCAGCGCGAAUUCCCCCUUUUGCACCAGCGGUCCAUCUCCAGCAUCGUGCAGCUGAUGCCGUUCUUCCGGACGCUGAGCUGCGCUUUUAAGGCUCCGAGGCCUUCCCUGGCAGAGUCUUCUAUGGCGGAUGGCCCGAAGGUCUUGAAACAACUGGAGGAAAGUGUGGAAUGUGAUUUUCUGGAGAAUCUGGACUGUUAGACUGUUCCCUUGAUUUGGCGCUAUUGUGUUGCCAGAAUAUGAUUUAACGUGGAAGGGUAGGACGGGAUUGUCGGUUUAGUUUUAUUUAUUUCUGAUUGGCGUGAAAAAUCUCCUUCAAUGACUUAAGAAAGGCAGAUCAAAGGGCUCCUUUUUUUACUCGGUUUAUGCAGUAACGUUGAUGUUGCCUCCAGAUCCAGAACAAUUGUAGCUCGCAGUCUAAAUAAAGACGAUGCAGAUGAAGGCAGGCAGCCUGCUUCUGUGGGUGGUGCGGAAGUGAGGUUGUGUUUUGGUCUCCUCCAAGGGCAGUUCUCUGCAAACUUCGCCUCUCUCGUCCAGAUGCUUCUUUUUUCAGACAAACAUGAUUACCCAAAUAGGAGUGAUUGGAAGUCCGUACAUGCCUUCCCAAAGUGACACUCAUAGAAGGUAUUUGGGACUCUCUAGCCCCCUCUCCAGCAGAACCGCCUCCGUGCUGUGGCCUGAACUUGUAAACAGACCCAUUGGGCCGCCCUGCGGAGAAGCGUUACUGUGGAGGUCUCGGUGUUCCCCAGAUCCGUGAUCUCAUGGCGUGUCUCCCGCCCCCUUCCUUCUGGCAGCCCUUCUAUCGUCUAGGCAAUGGCAAAGCCUUCGGCCCCUGCUGCCAGCCGGACCACGAGCCUCUGCAAGCUCACGGAGCCGGCCGAGUCCCGGGGAAACCAACCCAGCGCGGCGCGAGUUCUUCCAGAGGGCCGUCUUGGUGCCCUAAUGAGGCUGUGAAGCAAAAUGAGUGCAGGGAAUAGGCUAGUGACUCCUUAACCUGCUGCCCUGAUAAGCACACAUGCCGCGGAGUCCCUGUCAGUCCAUGUAAACGGGAAGAUUUGUGUAAACGGGAAGAUGUUUGCACAUCUUUGGUCAUGGAAGUACGUUCGGAGAACACUGAGAAUCUCUAAUAAAAAACAAAGCUCAUGUCCGACUGUGGCUAGCCCUGGGAGGGGGAGUUUCCGCAGAUAUGUCCCCUUUCCAGUUUGAUCACAGGUAGGCAGGCGGGUAAGAAACGCUGCCUGCACGCUCUUCCUGUCCCUAAAGAGCCCAUACCCAGCCACGUCUGGGGGCCCACAGAGCCCAGACCAGAAACAGCAGCAUGUAUUUCCUGAGCCUGAAGGACCCCUUCCUCCCGCUUCCUCAUUGGAGUCCUCCAGAGAUUACAGUCUAUGGGAGAAAGCCACCCCCCCCCCCCCAUUGCAUCUCUCAUUGCCCUCGGAAAUCUCCAUUUCCCCAGUCCCUCCCCUUUCAUUUCCUCAUAACCUACAACAUUCCAUAGAGCUUCUACUGCCCAGAGCAUCCUUUGACAUUAUUUACCCAAUUCUUCCUCUUCCAUCAGGAGCCUUGGAGCAAGCAGAUGGAGGGAAAUGGUGGUCUGAUGAGUUGCAUCAAGCUGUUUGAAUCAGUCUUGGACCAAUCCCCUCAGACAUGGAACUGGGCCACAAGCUGGGGCCACUUGAAUGCCCAUUUUAGUUAUCAGAGGUCAGGCCUGAGAGGACGCUUCCCUCCAGCUGCCCAGGGCGCAAGAUGUCCACCUCUGGAUGUGCAGCCAAUUCCUCUGAUGGGUGGCGAAAAUCUGGAGGCCCUGAACAAUAGGUGGCAAGCCCCCAGAGGCCCUGGGCAAUGGGUGGCGAGCCCCCAGAGGCCCUGGGCAAUGGGUGGCAAGCCCCUGGACGCCUUGAGCGAUGGGUGGAGAGCCCCCGGUGUAAUGAUUAAAAUAGUGGGAGUCAUAAACUGAGGCAGAUAAAAGAGUAGUUGGCUUAAAUUGUGACUGCAGAAAAUAUGGUUUCAAGACAGUGUCUUGUUUUAAAUCAAAUAUAAGGUGGUCGCCAGGGGAAAAUUCCCAAAUAUUAAAUAUACCCAAGUCAGCUGGGUUUUAUAAAGGUUUUAAUUCAUACAAAUGAGGAAAUAAUGAAAGAGAGAGAGAAAAAGGAAAUAAUGAGAAAAAGGGCUAGACCAGCCUAGGCCAGCAUGAGCCAGCCUAGGCUGAAAACCCUAAGAGAGAGAUCAGUCAGUCUUUUAUCCACUCACCACAAGAUUUGUCCAAGCAAGAUUCUAGUGUUCAGAGAGACACCAGCUGAAUCCCUCCAGAGAGAGUUCUUCUGAGACAGUCCCUUCUCUCAGCUUUUCAUCUCCUUUUAGAGGGAAUUUUCUCCUAUGUCAGCUUUUCAUCUCCUUUUAGAGGGAAUUUUCUCCUAUGUCACCUCCUCUAAGUUCUCACAUCUACCAACCACAGUAGACAUUUUCCAAAGGACUGACCAUUCUGAAUUCACACCUGAGUAGACUAAACUUUUGAGUAAUUCACACCUGGAAAAACCUUUGAGUAAGUUCUCACCUCUUUGCCACUUGCAAGUUUACAAGUUGCCUGACCUUUAUAGAUACUUAGCACCCUUUUGUAUUAGAUCUAAAAAUAGGCACAGCUUAAGAGCUUUUGCCUUACUAUAAGUAUGGGUUUAAGUAUUUUUCAUUGUUCAGCAAGGAGUUUCUUCCCCUAAAGCAUGCUUAAGUAGGGAUGGAGUAGAGGUCUCACAUUCUGAUCUAAGUCCCUUCAUUGUUUAAAAUGGGGAAUGGUCUUAACCAAGUGUUCUGAAGUAGGGUCUGAGAAUUUUUAAGAUUCACACUGGAGGCCCUGGGCGAUGGGUGGUGAGUCCCCGGUGGCCCUUGGUGAUGGGUGGCAAGCCCCUGGAGGCCCUGAGUGAUGGGUGGCAAGCCCCUGGUGGCCCUUGAUGAUGGGUCCAUCAGGCUCUCUGUUAUUGGAAAUAAAAAUGCAGCGCCGUCUCCUGAA